CACAGGUGGGUGCACUGCUGGGCACAGGUAGGCGCAUUGCUGGGCACAGGUGGGCUCAUUGCUGGGCACAGGUGGGCGCAUUGCUGGGCACAGGUGGGCGCAUUGCUGGGCACAGGUGGGCGCACUGCUGGGCACAGGUGGGUGCAUUGCUGGGCACAGGUGGGUGGAACUUGUAUGUGGCAUUGCUGGGCACCGAUCAUCAGGGCACUGGUGAUCAGUGCCCUGAUGAUCGGUGCUGAUCCCCGCUCUGACAACUGCCAGUUUUCGGCAGUACUUUCCUCACGAUCUGACAGCGUGAGGAAAGUGCAGCCGAGAACCGGCAUUUGC
Molecule: messenger RNA, 327 nt
Organism: Staurois parvus
Lineage: Eukaryota; Metazoa; Chordata; Amphibia; Anura; Ranidae
Source: the annotation of a GenBank genome assembly